Molecule: messenger RNA, 843 nt
Organism: Schistocerca gregaria
Lineage: Eukaryota; Metazoa; Arthropoda; Insecta; Orthoptera; Acrididae
Product: mucin-2-like
Exons: 2
Coding region: 1-843 (280 amino acids)
Source: RefSeq, a predicted model, not a curated record
AUGCCAUGUCAAAAUGAAGGAGAGGAGAAACUAAUUGAUGCAAGAGUGGAAACAGCACUAACUGCUCAAUCAAUAACAACAGUCGUACCAAAAACAACUGCAGAACUACCAGCAGCUGCACCAAUAACAAGAGAAGAAUCUUCAGUAGCUGCACUAACAACAACAGCAGAAUCAUCAGCAGCACCAUCACCAACAGUUGAAUCAACAAAAGGAGCAAUAGUGGAAACAGCACUAACUGCUCAAUCAAUAACAACAGCAGUACCGAAAACAACUGCAGAACCACCAGCAGCUGCACCAAUAACAAGAGAAGAAUCUUCAGUAGCUGCACUAACAACAAAAGCAGAAUCAUCAGCAGCAUCAUCACCAACAGAUGAAUCAACAAAAGAAGCAGAAGUAGCAGCAGUAGAACCAGCAUCAGGGACAAAACUAACAGCAACAGCAACCAGUCAUCAGGCAGAUCCUUCAUCACCUCUAGUACUGACAGAAGUGGAAUCCUUGAUACUACAAGCAAUGCCACCACCACCACCCCCCUCAACUAAAACAACAGCAACUGUGGACUCGACAACACCAGCUGGCAAGAAAGUGUCAUCUGCAACAUGUGAGUCCAGCAGGAGGAGGAAAAUUGCUGAGAAUCUUGGACAGCACACUAAUGUCUUUGCGGCAGCUGUGGAAAGUGCUCUCUCUUCCGUCAGCACCCGUGAGCGACUAUUGCAGCCGCUGGGCGUUCUCAUUUCAGACUUCGCCCUGGAACGACUACCUCCACUUUUUCAGAUAACCCCGCCGAUCCCCGUCUGCACACCAACAUUGGUUGUGCUGGGAUUCUGGCUGAUAUCUGUAUUCUGA